This is a messenger RNA of Macrobrachium nipponense, 453 nucleotides long. RefSeq names its product WAS/WASL-interacting protein family member 3-like. Bases 1 to 453 code for a protein of 150 amino acids. Lineage: Eukaryota; Metazoa; Arthropoda; Malacostraca; Decapoda; Palaemonidae. The transcript is spliced from 3 exons. The record is from RefSeq and is a predicted model, not a curated record.
AUGCCCUCAAAAAUACCAGUGUUUAUUCUGCGGUCACCCUCUCUUACUCUUCUCCCUCCUCCUCCUCCUCCUCCUCCUCCCCCUCCUCCUUCCCCCCCUUCCCCUAGCCCUCUCACUCUUCCCACACCGCCCCCACUCCCCCCAUCCUCCAGGGCCAGCAGCAGCAGCAGCAGCACUCCACCCUCCCUCCCUCCCUCCCUCCCUCCCACCCUAGCUCAGCUCAGCCCCUCCUCCCCGUGUCACAGUGCUUCACACCCACGGGUCGCCCCGUCGACGGGCGCCCCUAGAGCUGGCGGCCGCGCCGAGCGAAAACUUGUGGGGCGGCGAGCGAUGCCCUGUGGCACGCCGGGGCGUAACGAGAUGGGAGGUCUGGCAUCAACUGUCGCAGUGUCCUUCGAUACUGGGCUGGACCUGGACAUGAGACUGCCCCUGUCUAUUUUAUUUCGUAAUUGA